Messenger RNA from Sycon ciliatum, 2963 nucleotides. RefSeq lists its product as uncharacterized. The record is from RefSeq and is a predicted model, not a curated record. The transcript has 4 exons. NCBI's taxonomy places the organism in Eukaryota, Metazoa, Porifera, Calcarea, Leucosolenida, Sycettidae. The coding region runs from base 602 to 1984 and encodes 460 amino acids.
UGAAUGUGCAGCAAAAACACAUGGUUGUCAUGCCGACGCUAACUGUAGCAACAUCCCUGGUUCUUAUGCAUGUGCAUGUUCAACUGGUUACCAAGGAAAAGGAACACAUUGCUCAGACACCAAUGAAUGUACAGCAAAAACACAUGGUUGUCAUGUCAACGCUCAAUGUAACAAUACCAUUGGUUCAUAUGCAUGUGUAUGUACAACUGGUUACCAGGGAAAUGAAACGCAUUGCACAGCAACAGACGCCAACGCAAGUCGCUCGAAUACCUACCUAACUCUGGGUCUUUCUCUCAGUCUUGUUGCUGUGCUGGUAGUGGCUUUGUUUACUUUUUUCAUUCGUUUUCAAAACAAUAAGCUGCGAGGAAUACACGGAAUAUCCAGCAGGUCUGGACGUACACAUGGAAAAUCCUCUCGUCACAUUUUGGGGAAUGACGCGGGCAACGUGUACUCCAAUACAGUUUACAGCCUUGAAUUGGCAAAGAGAGAUUCUGGUGCACCGGACAAGGCCAACAGCAACCAGUACGUCAUCAAUUUCUCCACGGCGGCAACGAAGAGCAACACAGCAUGCCGCGGCUCACCCAAAGCCAACAAAGCUAGCAUGUACCAGCGUGUGCUCGGGCUAGCCUUAAAGAAAAGCGCUCGUUCUGACCACACGAGUGCUAGUACUAGUGAAAGUCUAUCAGCCGAGGCGAUACAUGAUGAUUCCCAUGACAAUCGUUCCCCGGCCAGUGUAGCGACUUUCACUAGCUGCAAUUCUAGCGAACAAACCACUGGCCGACCCAAACUUGUAACUGGAGACACUGAGGAGACUCCAUGCAGCCUCAGCGGUGACAGUAAGCACGACGCUGACAUCUACGGCAAUGAGAGUGGUGAUGACAGUGAUGUGGAUGGCAAUGUCAUCGACGCUGACAUCUACGGCAAUGAGAGUGGUGAUGGCAGUGAUGUGGAUGGCAAUGUCAUCGACGCUGACAUCUACGGCAAUGAGAGUGGUGAUGACCGUGAUGUGGAUGGCAAUGUCAUCGACGCUGACAUCUACGGCAAUGAGAGUGGUGAUGGCAGUGAUGUGUAUGACACGUGCGUCAACGACAGCAGCGGUGCAGGUGCGAGUAAUACCAUUGAUGGACACGGGAUUACAGAGAAUAUAUAUCAAUGUGGUGAAGUUGCAAGUUACAGCGACAACGUUGCAGAGAAUGUAUAUCAAUGUGGUGAAGUUGCAAGUUACAGCAACAACGUUGCAGAGAAUGUAUAUCAAUGUGGUGAAGUUGCAAGAGACAGCAACACCAUUACAGAGAAUGAAUAUAAGUGUUAUGAAGGUGCAAGUGAUCCCAUUGCUAGAAAUGCGAUUGCAGAGAAUGAAUAUCAAUAUUAUGGUGAAAUUACAAGUGGCAGCAAAGCAAUUGCAGAGAAUGAAUAUAAGUGUGAUGAAGGUGCAAGUGAUACCAUUGCUAGAAAUGUGACCACAGAGAAUGUAUAUUAUCAAUAUGGUGAAGUUGCAAGUGGCAGCAAUGCGGUUGCAGAGAAUGUAUAUCAGUGUGAUGAAGGUGCACGUGAUACCAUUGCUAGAAAUGUGACCACAGAGAAUGUAUAUCAAUAUGGUGAAGUUGCAAGUGGCGGCAAUGCGGUUGCAGAGAAUGUAUAUCAGUGUGAUGAAGGUGCACGUGAUACCAUUGCUAGAAAUGUGACCACAGAGAAUGUAUAUCAAUAUGGUGAAGUUGCAAGUGGCGGCAAUGCGGUUGCAGAGAAUGUAUAUCAGUGCAGUGGAGAUUCAAGUGACGCUGGUGUUAGAAAUACGUAUCGUAACUUCCCUAAAAGCAGCCCCAAUCGCAGUGGCGCUGUGCAGACUUCUCCUCCCGCUCGGCAGCAGGUCGAUAACAGCACUCGACAGCAUCAGACCGUGUCUAAACCUCAGUUACCUUCAAGUGCGCGGCCCUGUCUAGCAUUUCCGCCAGUGCAGCCCAAAUCUCCACAACCGGGUGUAUAAUCACACUGAACACUGGGCAAUAUUAUUAUUCUCGUAUCCGUCCCGAAUGGAACUCACGACGGCAGAAUUGACUGUGAGCAGGUGUGUGUGAGAGUGGGAAAACGAAAUGAAAAAGAAAGGGAGAGUCUUGUAAUAGAGGUCAAAUUUAAGAAGAGCAGUACAAGACUAAAUGGCUGAGCAGAUGUUACCCCAUUGUUUUCUAUCGCGGACAUAGCUGCCGAGAUCACGAAGGCACUGGACAAUAGGUGGUCAGGAUUCAACAAGAGCAGCUGCAUCCAGGCUCCGGCUGACACUAUCAUCGGUCAUGUCCUUUGAGUAACCAGAGACAACACGACACCUGUUCUAUCUCUUAAACUGUCAAAAUAAUAUUAUAUAGGAUAGAUUAUAUGGAAUACUAUUGUUCCAAUUUUCGUCUGAUAAACGAUUAAUUUCGUGAAACUCAGGGUUACGAAACCGCAACUGCUCGUUCUCCUGUCUGUAAAGGAUACUAUAGAACUUAAAUUUUAAAAAAUCGUAAUGAUAUUAGCACAUCAUUAUGAAUUUGACAAACUGGAAUACUACACUAUUAUUAUCUUAAACAUAAUUAUACUGUACCAUAACUUUAUACCCAUCAUAUUUGGCAUCUCUCUGACCAACCUUUGGUGAACUGGAGAAAUAUAAUCAUCGGAUAAUUCUUCUAUUGCAUCUAAGUUAACGUCACAGUAUCUAUUUGCCAAUGUAUUUGUAUUUGUAUUUAUGGAUUCUCCACAGGCCUUUAAUAGCCUAAAUCAAUACCGGCGUCAUGGUUUUUGUGGCUGCCCAUUUGGCUUGCAGAUCCGCCCGGAUAUUAUUUGUUCGUUCAGCGUAUGCAAACAUUUGGAUUAAUCCAUGUGAACACGAGAAUGCAUAUUAUUAUUAUUUUUAUUAUUAUUAUCAUUAACUGGUUUGAGGGGAAAUUAUUAUUAUUAUUCAUAAGUCCAUGGUAAAAAAUAAAGUUGAU